Asterias rubens (European starfish) is the source of this 1908-nucleotide messenger RNA. Its product is annotated as serine/threonine-protein phosphatase alpha-2 isoform. The transcript has 7 exons. NCBI's taxonomy places the organism in Eukaryota, Metazoa, Echinodermata, Asteroidea, Forcipulatida, Asteriidae. Gene Ontology annotation, molecular function: protein serine/threonine phosphatase activity. Gene Ontology annotation, cellular component: cytoplasm; nucleus. The record is from RefSeq and is a predicted model, not a curated record. The coding region runs from base 154 to 1137 and encodes 327 amino acids.
GCAUUAAGAUCGACCAUCGCCAUCUUCGAAGAUUAAUAAUUUUUGGACAGUACGAUAAUUGAACUAGUUACAUGUUCAUCAACCGUCAUCCUGAUUAUUUGAGAAUUUCUAAUUUACUAACUGACAUCUUCUUGAGUUUAAGAAGCUGUUCAAAUGGCCGAUGCAGAUAAAAUUAAUGUUGAUAGUGUUAUACAGCGGUUAUUAGAAGUUCGAGGAUCUCGUCCAGGGAAGAAUGUACAGUUAACUGAAGCAGAGAUCAGAGGACUGUGUUUAAAAUCAAGAGAAAUUUUUCUCAGCCAACCAAUCCUGUUGGAAUUAGAGGCACCCCUAAAAAUAUGUGGUGACAUACAUGGCCAGUACUAUGAUCUUUUGCGAUUGUUUGAGUACGGUGGGUUUCCACCAGAAGCCAACUACCUCUUUCUGGGGGAUUAUGUUGACCGUGGCAAGCAGUCCCUGGAGACCAUCUGUUUGCUGUUAGCAUACAAAAUCAAGUACCCAGAAAACUUCUUCCUGUUACGAGGCAAUCACGAGUGUGCUAGUAUCAACAGAAUCUAUGGUUUUUAUGAUGAAUGUAAGAGGAGAUACAACAUAAAACUUUGGAAGACAUUCACAGAUUGCUUCAACUGUCUACCUAUUGCAGCUAUCAUUGAUGAAAAGAUAUUCUGUUGUCAUGGAGGAUUAUCACCAGACUUGCAAGCAAUGGAACAAAUAAGGCGUAUCAUGCGACCAACAGAUGUCCCUGACCAAGGUCUACUGUGUGAUCUGCUUUGGUCAGACCCUGACAAAGAAACCAAUGGUUGGGGUGAAAAUGACAGGGGUGUAUCAUUCACAUUUGGACCUGAAAUAGUCUCAAAGUUUCUUAGCAAACAUGACUUGGAUCUCAUAUGCAGAGCUCAUCAGGUAGUUGAGGAUGGUUAUGAAUUUUUUGCCAAACGUCAACUAGUGACACUCUUCUCUGCACCUAACUACUGUGGAGAGUUUGACAACGCAGGAGCGAUGAUGAGUGUAGAUGAAACACUUAUGUGUUCCUUUCAGAUUCUUAAACCAGCAGACAAGAAAAAGUUUACAUAUGGCCUGAACUCAGGACGACCUUUGACACCACCGAGAGGUCCAGCCAAGAAUAAAGGCAAAAAAUGAGUGGCUGGUGUUGAAAGAGAACUUUGUCUCAAUUGUAAUUACUGGUGUAUUUGGAAGUAUUGCCCUCUAGGCGACAAGUACCAUGAAACAUUUGAUUUUUUUUUAAAAUCUUGAUUGAAUUUGAGUUAGGAAGUGGAGAGGGCAUGCUACUGUAACUAUGUUUGUGUAUAUAUGUAUGUACUGUGGAAUCUUGCUUCAACUUGCAUGGUGAGUGCUUGUCAGUUACAUGUACAUGUACUUGCAUUCAUGUCAACCUUUGGCCAUGAUACUAACAAAAUUAUUGAUCAUGUAGUUGAAGAUAAUUGGCCAGCCAGUAGUAGGAUCGUACACACCUCAAGCCCUAACAAAGAAAACAUCAUUGUUAAUGUUAAGCAGUAAUGUAUUUUAUUAGUUUGUACUUGACCUUUGCUGUGCAAAUAAUUUAUUGUCCUUUAUUUUCAGUGCAUACAAAGAGGUAUUUACACUAUUUCCCAAUUUUGGCUUUGUGCACUACUACACCUUCCAAAAGAAUUUCUUCAUAAUAUACUAUAACAGGUGUUUGAAAGAUACAUUCAUGCUUUGACUGUGUAAAGUUUCAAUCUGCAUUCUUCAGAGAAUCCACCUUGUGUGUGUGUGUGUGUUUGUGUAUGUCUCUAUUUUGUAUGUACAUGUAUAUAGCGAAUCUUAAUAUAGUGUUUUGUUGAGAUUCCAACAGGACCUGGGGUGGAUUUCACAAACAGUUAGGACUAGUCUUAUAUCGAGUUAGGACCAGUUACUCGUCCUAACUUAGGA